CUGGCCCCCCGGCGGGCCCAGCGCCAUGCCGCCGCACGUCGCGCUGCUCGUCGUGCUGUGCCUCGUGCGCUGCGACACCAAGACCUUACUCCAGGACAAACUAGCGGGCGUGAGGACGGUGGAUGUGCAGGCGGUGGAGGGCAUGGUGGCGCAGUUCCCCUGCGACCUGGGCACCGCCGCCAACGAUAAGGUCUACAUGGUCUUCUGGUUCAGAGACGAUGCCGGCAUUCCGCUCUACAGUUUCGAUGUGCGCGGGAAGCACCUGUCGGAGGCGCGGCACUGGUCGGCGCCGGAGGUGUUCGGGCCACGCGCACACUUCUCUACGGCGCCGCCGCCCGCUUCGCUGCUCGUGCGCGACGUGAAGCGUCGCGACGAGGGCGUCUACCGCUGCCGCAUCGACUUCCGCAACACGCAGACAACCAGCUUCCGAUACAACCUUACAGUCGUCGUUCCGCCGGAGAAGCCGGUGGUGGUGGACAGGUGGGGGCGCAUCAUCAACACCACCACGCUCGGCCCGCACGAGGAGGGUGACGACGUGCUGCUCACCUGCCGGGUGCUGGGAGGUCGUCCGGAGCCGUCUGUACGGUGGCUGGUGAACGGUGUGCUGGUGGAUGAGGAGUACGAGCACAACACGGGCGACGUGAUCGAGAACAGGCUGCUGUGGCCGGCCGUGCGCCGCGCCGACUACGCCGCCGUCUUUACCUGUCAGGCCGCCAACUCGCACCUCGUGCCGCCCAAAGAGCUUUCACUAGUUCUUGACAUGUUCCUGCGGCCGCUGACGGUGGAGAUCCGGCGGCCGCAGGCGGGCGAAGCGGGCGGGGCGGGCGAAGCGGGCGCGGGGGGCGAGCUGACGGCGGAGCGCCGCUACGAGGUGGCCUGCGAGUCCGCCGGCAGCCGCCCGCCCGCGAUCCUCACCUGGCACAAGGGCAAGAGGCAGCUCAAAAGAAUCACGGAGGAGCAGCGCGACAACCUUACGGUGAGCGUGAUGAGCUUCGUGCCGACGCUGGACGACGACGGCAAGCUGCUAGUCUGCCGCGCUCAGAACCCCAAUGUCUCUGCGCUCUUCCUCGAGACGUCCUGGCUAAUCAGCGUCGUAUACCCGCCGGUGGUGAGGCUGCGGCUGGGCAGCUCGCUGGCGGCGGGAGACAUCAAAGAAGGCGACGACGUGUACUUCGAGUGCCACGUGCGCGCCAACCCACCAGCGCGCAAGCUCUCCUGGCUGCACGACGAGCGGCAGCUGGUGCACAACGCAUCAGCGCGCGUGUUCCACAGCAACCAGAGCCUGGUGCUGCAGAAGGUGACGCGGCACAGCAGCGGCCGCUACGCCUGCUCCGCGCUUAACGCCGAGGGCGAGACUGUCUCCAACGAGCUGCACUUCAGGGUCAAGUACGCUCCGUCGUGCCGCAGCGGUGGCGUGGCGGUAGUGGGCGCAGCUCGCGGCGAGUCCGUGGUGAUCGUAUGCGAGGUGGACGCCGACCCGCCCGCAGCCGUCUUCAAGUGGAAGUUCAACAACUCCGGGGAGACGCUGGACGUCGCCGCCGACAGAUACACAUCCAACGGGAGCGCUUCCAGCCUCAAGUACACACCGGUAGCGGACCUGGACUACGGCACGCUGUCUUGUUCCGCAUCGAAUGAGGUCGGCAGUCAGGUCGCGCCCUGCGUCUUUCAAAUGGUGGCUGCAGGCAAGCCGCACGCGCCUCGCAACUGCUCGCUGUGGAACCAGACGGCGGACUCUGUGGAGGUAUCGUGCGCGCCGGGCUUCGACGGCGGCUUGCCGCAGCGCUUUCUGCUCGAGCUCUACUCCGGCGACGACACCGUGCCCAGAGUGAAUCUGUCGUCGUGGGAGCCGGUGUGGUCUGUGCGCGGGCUGGAGUGGGACGUGCGCUUCAGGCUGGCCGCCGUCGCCGUCAACGCCAAGGGCCGCUCGCCGCCCGCGCUUCUCGACGACAUACUCUUCAGGGACCCGGAGAAACGUACAGCGUCUGAGAGUGGGUUGGGCGCGGGUGCGGCGGGCGCGGCGAGCGCGGGCGCAGCGGGCGCGGGCGCGGCGCUGGCGCUGCUGGCGUGUGCGUGCCGCGCCGCGCGCCGCCGUCGCGCGCCGCUCGCCAAGCACACGCCGCCCAAAGCGCACCCCGCGCACGCCGCGCACCCCGCACACAGCCCGCACGGCCCGCACGUAGCCCGCGCCCACAAGCACAGCGACCACGACGACGCCGAGCCAGACCUAAUACCAAAUAAUUACUGUGAGACGUCGAGUGCGCCAGCUCGCAACACGCCGUCGUCGCUGUCGGCGCCGCUCAGCGCGCCGCUUGUUGUGCCGCUCGCCACACCGCUCGCCACCCCGGUGAGCACGUGGGCGCCGCGCAGUGCGUCCGGCUCGCUGCGUGCUGCGGACCUCAACGUGGACGCCAUCAAGGAGAAGCUGCUGGACAACCGGAUCCCAGAGUCGUGCGUGUAGUGCGCUGCGCCGCGGACAGCAAGCUGCAACUUAGUCUCAUGUUGUACAAUCUCCCAAAACACUGUCCUAUGUAAAUGAUAUGUAGAUAGCGCCCUUCAUCGCUGAGGUUAUCCACCGCGAUCUCCCCCCCCCCACACUGAGUAUCCGAUUUCGACAAUAUCAUUCGAUUCAUUCCGGAAAUAAAUCGUUUUGAUUAAACUGAUCCUUUGCACUGAAAUUGGAUACUCGCGGUGUGAUUUUGUAAAAAUCAAAUACUUUAAACCAUAAUUUUGUUUUAUAACUCUUUGUGAUGUAAAUAAUAGGUUUUAAGCGACUGAUUCUUUGCCACUUUUUUACAUGUCUACGAAAUCUAGAUAAUACAAUUAGUUAAUUAAUGAAACAUGUGAAUGGAAUCGUCGUGAUCUGUAUAAAUAUUGAGUAUUUCCUUUUGUAAAUAGAGUUUGUACUUGACUUUGAUAGUUUAAAGUCGGCUUCAGAGUGUCACCGAUAGAUAAAGUAAUGUCGGCGCAGGCGCAGCUGCGGGAGUACUUACAAAUUCUCGCGAACAAAGGAGUAAAGAAUUCUUUCGUUUCUCCGCAAAUGUUAAUGUCUAGUACUUAAGUUACAACUUACACCCGUUUUAUUUCCUCGCAGUCGAGUAUGUAAAGUACAAAAAUCAUUCAAAUAUUUUACCUUGACCUCAUACAAAGUCCCAUCAGCAUAUUAUAAAGAUAACUGUGAGGCCAAAUGUUGGCUUUAGUUCGGUGUAAAUCAAUGUAUAUCAAAUUUGUCCGAAGUGUUCAAUUAAAUAUCAAAUUAAAUUCACAUAUCAUGUUUCUCGUGUGUUUGAGAUACAUAUCACAUACUCGUACAGUUGACAUAUCGUAACAAUGGCCACACCCCGCGCAGGCGCAGGCGAAGGCGCGACAAACGGCGACGUCGACCGACUGAUCUUGGUGGAAUAGCGAAUUAAAACUAUCCUUAGGUAAUUUAAUUUGUAAGUAAGAAGUGAUUUGUUAUUAUAAAGUUUAAACAAACUCAAAGAGUUCGCCCUACUGUUGACUUAUUUAUUUUUGAAGAGAAUAAAGGUUGUCUUGGAAGA
This is a messenger RNA of Papilio polytes (common Mormon), 3539 nucleotides long. It is a transcript of the gene side-II, whose product is annotated as nephrin-like. Gene Ontology annotation, molecular function: protein binding. The coding region runs from base 26 to 2458 and encodes 810 amino acids. The transcript is spliced from 16 exons. Lineage: Eukaryota; Metazoa; Arthropoda; Insecta; Lepidoptera; Papilionidae. The record is from RefSeq and is a predicted model, not a curated record.